UGAAAGACACAGCUUUGAAAAAUCACAAUAUAAAUAAAUAAAGAGAGAAAAAACUGUGGGGAGAGAGAAGGCAAAAACCAUCUCCAUUGUCUCUCUUUCGAAUCUAAUUAAUUUCCGCCAUUAGCAUGACUUUGUGUUCACUUAAACAAACCCAGUAGAAAUCGGCUCCAAAUCAUCAAUUACUCUCCGAGUUCAUUUAAACAACGCACACUGCACUGUACCAGAGUCGAAGCAAAGUAGAGCCCGCACUGCUACGAUGUCGAUGGGCUUGAUCGCGUGAUUGUUUCCACUCUCAAUCGGUGUUGUGGGAGGGGGACUGUAAUGAUGUCCAGACCAAUGGUGCUUGUGUUUCUGAUGCUUAUACUGAUAAUUACCUCUCAAUUUGAAUGGAAGCAACAACUUGUAAACGAUAUCGAUGUGAGUCCGAAUGUGUCUCAGAAGCAGCUACAAGUUUCAAAUAGGGAAGAAACUGUGAAGGAGAAGAUUAUAUUAUUACAAGAGAAGAACAUUCAGAGACUUAAUGAGCUCGUGCAGAGUCUUCGAGAACAACUGCUAUGGUGCAGGAGCAAUAAUGAGACGAUGAAUGGCACUGUAAGCUCGUUGGCUGAAAAUGUUAUGGAGCUUGAAAGGCAGCAGAUUCUGGAGGAUUAGACAGGGACCCUGAAUUAUGGUAUGUGGAAGUAAUGACCGUCCUUCCGCUGUUUUACUGUUUCUCAUAGCUCCUUUGCGUGUAAAAUUCACAUAAUUUACUGUUAACUGUAAUCAUAAUGUUGGGACCAACCCACUGUGACCUGUUAAUAGUGAUGACUAUGUAAUAAGUCCAUUUGUUCUAGGGUGGAAAAUGGCUUCGUGGUAGUUGAUUGAUUGGUUUCGUUUCGAAGAA
Molecule: messenger RNA, 883 nt
Organism: Cornus florida
Lineage: Eukaryota; Viridiplantae; Streptophyta; Magnoliopsida; Cornales; Cornaceae
Exons: 3
Coding region: 322-651 (109 amino acids)
Source: RefSeq, a predicted model, not a curated record